AUGAUGUCUAUCACGGCGGUACAGAAAAAAAGCUCAACACGGCUUCUUCGAAAUGACAGGUCGAUGAGUCGUAGACUUGUUUGUAUGAUCCGACAGUCUUCACUCCUUUCCGCAGCAAUCCUCCCUCCGUUUUUGGUGAGACCAAUUGACAAAUUCCUUCAAAUCCACUUUCUCUGCGGAACGAAAAGUGGAGUCACACUAACUCGUAGAGGGAUUCUCCGGAACCCAGCUAUUCUUGAUACAUACAAAGAGGAGAUCACAUCGAAAGGAAUGGGAAAGAAGCCCUCACCGUAUGACCUGAGGCGGAUCGACGGUGUCCUCGCUUCCUGCGGGCCACCAGGAGGUGGACACAAGGAACACCUGAAGCUCCCGGUUGCUGAGGGCCCCUCUCCUCCCCUGCACUGGCAGCUGUGCCUCCUGACGUCGACAUGGUACGCUUGA
Protopolystoma xenopodis is the source of this 441-nucleotide messenger RNA. The record is from the annotation of a GenBank genome assembly. Lineage: Eukaryota; Metazoa; Platyhelminthes; Monogenea; Polystomatidea; Polystomatidae.